Molecule: messenger RNA, 700 nt
Organism: Nicrophorus vespilloides
Lineage: Eukaryota; Metazoa; Arthropoda; Insecta; Coleoptera; Silphidae
Product: larval cuticle protein LCP-30-like
Exons: 4
Coding region: 1-699 (232 amino acids)
Cellular component (GO): chitin-based extracellular matrix
Molecular function (GO): structural constituent of chitin-based larval cuticle
Source: RefSeq, a predicted model, not a curated record
AUGAAGACCAUCGUUCUUUUCGCUUGCUUAGCCUGCCUUUUGGCUGUGAGCUCUGCUCAAACUUUCCGCAAAUUCUCGAGAUUCGAGAACACCAACGCCGGACAAUACAGACCAUCCAACGAUGGCCAAUACCGCCCUGACAACUCUGGACAGUACAAAAACAACGAUGGACAAUACCAUCCAGAUGCCUCCGGACAAUACGUUCACCAAGACAGCAAGUACAACCAUCAAGAUGAUAAAUACAAGCACCAAAACAACAACUACCAAGAUACAUUCGGUAAUGGACAACACGGAGGAAACCAAGGACAAUCUGGUAACCAAGGAGGACACUUUGUUAACGGUGGACACGGUAACGCCAUCCACGGAUCCGCCGCUGGUAAAUAUGAGAACAGAAACUACGCCAUCAUCCGUGACAACAAGAAAGUCGAUGUAGAUGGUUACCAUUACUUGUACGAAACCGAAAAUGGUAUCCUCGCCGAAGAACAAGGCAAAUUGGCCAAUGUUGGAACCGAUGCUGAAGGUAUGCGCGCCCAUGGAUUCUACACCUACACCGGCCCAGAUGCUGUAGUUUACACUGUCAAAUACACCGCUGAUGAGAACGGUUUCCUCCCAGAAGCCCAACAUUUGCCAACUCCUCCACCAGUCCCAGAACUCAUCGUCAGGGCUUUGGAAUACCAAAGGGCCCAUGGCACUUUGUAAA